This is a messenger RNA of Leopardus geoffroyi (Geoffroy's cat), 1670 nucleotides long. It is a transcript of the gene CXCL14, whose product is annotated as C-X-C motif chemokine ligand 14. The record is from RefSeq and is a predicted model, not a curated record. Gene Ontology annotation, molecular function: chemokine activity. Gene Ontology annotation, cellular component: extracellular region. Gene Ontology annotation, biological process: antimicrobial humoral immune response mediated by antimicrobial peptide; cell chemotaxis. Lineage: Eukaryota; Metazoa; Chordata; Mammalia; Carnivora; Felidae. The transcript is spliced from 4 exons. Bases 199 to 498 code for a protein of 99 amino acids.
GGCCUGGGCGGGCGGAGGGAGGCUGCGGAGACAGCGCGGAGCCGAGAGCGGAACGCAGCCGGCACCAGGCACCCACCGACGGGCGCAGCGGGAGCGAGCGGAGCAGAGCCGGAGGCGCGCUCCGAGCAGAGAGAGCUGAGCCGGCCGGCCGGGCGCCCUCCCCAGUCCCUGCUCCCGCGCCGCGCCCCUCCGGCCAGCAUGAGGCUCCUGUCCGCCGCGCUACUCCUGCUGCUCCUGGCGCUGUGCGCAGCACGCGUGGACGGGUCCAAAUGUAAAUGCUCCCGAAAGGGGCCCAAGAUUCGAUACAGCGACGUGAAGAAGCUGGAAAUGAAGCCAAAGUACCCGCACUGUGAGGAGAAGAUGGUUAUCAUCACCACCAAGAGCGUGUCCAGGUACCGGGGUCAGGAGCACUGCCUGCACCCCAAGCUGCAGAGCACCAAGCGGUUCAUCAAGUGGUACAACGCCUGGAACGAGAAACGCAGGGUCUACGAAGAGUAGGGUGAAAAAUCCCUCAUAGGAAAACUUCACACCAGCUGGGAGACGAGCAAAGGACUCUGCAGAUAAAAAACAAACCUUCUCUUUCUCACAGGCAUAAGACACAUAUUAUAUAUUGUUACAAAGCACUUUUUACCAAGGGUCAGUUUUUACAUUUUAUAGCUGUGUGCGAAAGGCUUCCAGAUGUGAGACCCUUCUCUCUUGUGCUCCAGACUUCAUCACACACUGCUUUUUACCGAAAGGGGGAAACUCAUGCCUUUCCUUUGUUAAAAAAAAAAAAAAAAAAAAAAAAAAAAAAAAUGCUUUUUUUUGUAUUUGUCCAGACAUCACUACAUCUGAGCUUUAUAAGCGCCUGGGAGGAACACAGAGCUUGGUUGAAACAUUUCAUAGCAGCGUUGCUCCGUUGCUAAUGCGGGGCGCUUCCGCUCAGAGGUCCUGGCGCCUCCACACAGCUGCCACGGGCUCUCCUGGGCUCACGGUUGGUCACAGCCUUGGGGGGACGCCACAGUGGCCCCCGUCACCGGGCAAGCAGAAGCCGAUCUCUCUGCAAACUUGUGUGAGGGACUCAAGUUUGUCUGCUACAGAAAUGUGCUUCACCCCCCUCCACCCCCAACCCCGGCUAACUUUUACGUAUUCUAGGAAACAUUUCCAAGAUUCUGGGAUGGCAAAGCACGGGGCCCUUAAGGAAGGGGUUGGGUCUUCUCUCCUUCUUGUGAAAGGUUCACUGCUUCAGUAUUUACUGCUUUGGAAGCUUGGAAGCACGCGAAGUUCCCAACACUGUUAGCGAAACCUUACAACAACACUUAAAAAGAGACCAAUCCACGCACAGUACACGGCCACAGACACACUAUUGAUGAUGGAGAACCUUUAAAGCAUGUUUCUUUCCCUCCUGGUGGCAGAACAUGCGGUACGGAAGCAUUCUACCUGUAAUGCCCCAUGUAAUUCUUCAACGUUAAACAGCACAGUCCUCUCUUGAAAGCUACGGCGACCCCACACCCUUUCCUUUGUACAUAGACUCUUAAGAACGCCCCCUCCGCACACUGCCCCUUUGGUAUAUGCCUCGUUGUACUGCUGUGUCAUAUGCUAUGCACGUGUCAGAAACCAUUAGCAUUGCAUGCAGGUUUCAUAUUCUUUCUAAGACAAAAAGAAAAGUAAUAAAAUAUAUUUGAAACGUA